CAGUAUCUCCCAAAGAGCUUCUCUGUUGACCGAAUCAAAUGGCUCCACUCAAUCUAUGAAGGCCAUAUAUAGAGGACGAUUUCGUUAUCUGGAUUUCUCUGGCAUUUGUCUUGCAUUGCAAAUCAUGUCAACUGUACCUGCUCGGUUGGGUCUAAGGUCACACUGUACCCGGGAGGUUCUGGUCGGCAGUUGGGAUUAGCCGAUCUAAUAAUAUCCUGGCAAGUAUCAGGAAAUCAAAGAUAUUUCUCUGUAGUUUCCACAUUGAGCCUUAUCUCCCUUUUUAAAAAUUGCAAACUAUAGAGUAUGGAGGCAUCUCUAAGUUCGGCAUGGUCUCAAUAAUCCAUAUUUUACUUAUUAGGAUGUGGGUUUGGGCAGUUGGUGCGGCCACCUCGUUUGAAGAAUUCAGCAAGAAUGCCGUCAGUACCAGCAGUUUUUCCAAUCUCCUCUAAUCUGGGAACCUCUCUCAGUUCUUGUUGUAUUUGUUUCUAUUUUGCUCAUGCUGAUAAAACCUACAACCUACUUGUGUAUCGUACGUGCAACUUUGACUUGUAGAGUUAUCUGAAGCUAAGCAAAAAAAAAACGAGAGCAAAACAACAACUCACGUCAAAAUCAAUAUUUAUAUCAACUGACCACAAAUGCAGCUGCAUGAAAAGUCAAUCCAUAACUGCCAUUACUACAAGAUAUUAAUUUUUCUGCAUGUGUUUAAUGUUUCCCAAAUUUCUAGAAAUAAGAAUACGACUACAAGGCCGCGAACAUACCAGUUGGACAAAACAUGAGACUUAUUAUGACAGUUCAGCAAAUGAAAAUAAAUCUAGAACUGCUCGUUACAGUGGAAAUCGCACAUUUCUUAAGCAAGAUGGUAUAGUACGUGACCAAGGUACACUUCCAAGUGGCAAACAUGUAUUCCCAAUAAGUUUCCAAUUACCUAAUGAUAUACCCGGCAGCUUCGAAUGUCAAUAUGGAAACAUUUCCUAUACUAUAAAAUUAACAGUUCAUAAAGCAUUCAAAAUUGAUCUCGAAGACACAAAACAAAUUAAAAUUUCAGCACCUCUAAGGUUAAAAAAUAUUGACUCAGUAAUGCUAAGAGGUUGUGAGUUGGAAGAUGAAAAAACUAUAUGCUGUUGCUGCUGUACAGGCGGUUAUGUGGAAAUGCAAGUUAGUUUGCAUUGCAAAACAUUUGCCUUGGGCUAUCCAGGAUUUGUUAAAGUAUAUAUUUUAAAUAUGUCCAAUGUAAAUGUGGAUGACUUGACUGUAACUAUAGGCCAGACACUCACAUUCAAAACGACGGAUCCAGGUAGCGAUUAUAAGUACGAUGUUGAACAAAUAGCUGUGUGCCAUAAUAGAGGCGUUGAUGCUCAUGCUGAUAAAACCUACAAUCUUUCCAUAGACAUGCCACGUUCUGCAGUAAUUCCAAAUUUCACACGAUGCCAGUUGUUUCGAUGUGAACACGAACUUACAGUUACCGCCGGUCUCUCUGGCUGCCACAAUAAUUUAGAUGUUUCCACAGAUGUAGCCGUUUCUCAUGAGCCAAGUCUCAAUAUGCACCCACCUGGUAACCAUGAAGAACAUGAACCACAAUCAAACGCAAUGCAGAAUAAGAGAAGAUCUUCUUGUGGAACAAUAGGAGGUGGAGAAUAUAAUGGCGAGGCACCUGUCAUAAGUCAACCAAUGCCUAGGAAUAUGCCCAUGCCUAUUCCCAUGCCCAUGUCUAUUCCCAUGCCUAUGCAUAAGCCUAUACCUAUGCCUAUGCCUAUGCCUAUGCCUAUGCCUCCUUACGGUGCUGCGUGUCUAUUUCCGAAGCCUUUGCCCAUGCCGGGUUAUGGUGAACCACCGUAUUCUGGUUCUUCCGAUCCAUCUACAUUUCCAUCAGCUAAUGCUCCUUCUGCUCCUUCAGAAUUAGAUCUAGCAGAUAACUCUGGUAAGGAUCUUUUUAUCCACAAAUCGUAAUAAAAAUCUCUACAUAUUCCGUACCUCACAGUUUGUUGGUCAAAAUUGUUUCUAAAUAUAUUAUGUAGGUACUUACCACAAAUGAGGAGGAGAAUUUCUACGAUAAUUGUCCACAGAGUUGCCAACCUCCAAAAUAGUUUUCUUGUUCCGUGUGCGCUUAUACAUUCUUAUUUAUUCCAAUACCUACCACAUAAUUACAUUUGCAUUGCUUCAUAACCGAUGACUUCUUAUCAGAUUUAAUUAAACCGUUAUAUACCUUGGAUCUUACAAUUUCAAACACUGGACUUGAGUAUUUCCGGAUCGCUGGGGAACUGUUUUCACCACCUAGUACAGGGGAGCAUUUUCUCAAAUACGAUAUACAGGGUGUCCAUUUAAUGCUUUAUAAUAGCAUCUUCGACAAAAUUAUACAGAAACACAUACCUGCGGAACUUAGAGAUGCCUCCAUAGUAACCGUUUUUAAAAAGAGAGACAAGGCUCAAUUUUGAAACUACGUAGGAAAAUCAUUACUUUCUAUUGCGGCAAAGAUACUUGCCAGGAUCUUAUCAAAUCGUCUGAUCCCAACUGCUGAAGAGAGCCCACCAUAGACACAGUGUGGCUUUUGACCCAACCGAGGUACAGCUGACAUGACUUUCAGUGCAAGACAAAUGAAGAGAAAUCCAGGGAACAAAAUCGCCCUCUAAACAUGGCCUUCAUAGCAUAGACUUAGUGAAAGCAGUUGAUUCGGUUAACAUAGAAGCUUUUUGGAAGAUACUUGCUAAGGUUGUGUGGCCGCAAAAGUACAGCCAGAUGGUCCGCCUGCUGCAUAAUCUGAAUUAUAAUAUGAAUGCAACCGUCCUAAGCAACGAUGGACAGGAGAGUCUUUUUUUAUAACUACAGGCGUUGAACAGGGCUACGUUAUUGCACCCACUCUAUUU
Molecule: messenger RNA, 2861 nt
Organism: Ceutorhynchus assimilis (cabbage seed weevil)
Lineage: Eukaryota; Metazoa; Arthropoda; Insecta; Coleoptera; Curculionidae
Source: the annotation of a GenBank genome assembly